CUAUCUUUGGUAAUUUUUGUUCUAGUUUGAUAGACUUUAAACACUACUAUGUUCAUCUCACGGAACAUUUUGCCAUUGCCUUAUAUCAAAGCAGAGAUUAAUAUUUCUUCCCUUUGUUACAGAUGACAUAACCGAGAAGACUUCACAAAACGCAGAACAAAUGUAAAAAGAACUUAAAAAUAUAAUCUCUGACAAUAAUAAAGCCAAAUUCAUAGUGUAGUUAAAAUAUUUAUUUUAAUAAGAUCCGUUAUUUAUCCGGUUAAACCGUAACUAGCCGUUAUUUCAAAAUGAGUAUUGAUUCGAAUUCGUCGGCGAAACGUUUGAAUUUGGAACGGGCGACGAACUUCAUGAGGCAGUUCCGAGACCCUGAUUCGAGAGAGUUGAAGAAGCUGUCAGCAAAUCAGUUCAUGGAAGUGUGGAGUCAUUACGACAGAGACGGUAACGGAUAUAUCGAGGGUACCGAGCUGGACGGCUUCCUCAAGGAGUUCGUCUCCAGCGCCAACUUCACAGACAUCAGCCCAGACGUGAGUACCUUUACUAUAUACAGGGCGGAACACGGGUAGAGUAGGUAAAAAGCAUCCAAGAAUUACAAAAUAUACAAGGCAGGACAGAUACGAAUGUGAAAGUACCGUAUUUUCUGUAAAUUACAUAAAAAUCAAUUAAAGUUUAUUAAAAAUUGGAAUUUGCAAAAUAUAUAGCCUGUAAUCAUAUUACAAUAAAGACGAAUCGAUAGACACCUCAUUUAUCAAAAUCGGCGUACUGGAAGCGACGGUUGACUGGAAUUUAAAAUUGUUACAAUAUAUUACAUAUAUAGGAUGUUAGAAUCGUUUCCUUUCUUCGUAACACUGUAGUCGGGUAAAAAAGAAAAUAGCAACUGAACAUCCUCACGGAUAAAGAUAUCCCACUUUGGUACCACAUAGACAAUCAACUGAGAUUUGUAUAUCCAGACAGUACGAACAGAAAGAUAAAGAGGUCAAUCGUUGACUUUCAAGAAUUCUAAUUGGUGCACGUCAUAGGCUUGCAGAAGUGGAACGAUGAGUUUUUUGCCACGGGAAGGAUU
Manduca sexta (tobacco hornworm) is the source of this 1060-nucleotide messenger RNA. RefSeq names its product calbindin-32-like. Gene Ontology annotation, molecular function: calcium ion binding. The transcript is spliced from 2 exons. Lineage: Eukaryota; Metazoa; Arthropoda; Insecta; Lepidoptera; Sphingidae. The coding region runs from base 288 to 563 and encodes 91 amino acids. The record is from RefSeq and is a predicted model, not a curated record.